AGCGAGUUGAACCGAGCCACCCAUCACAUCAACUCUACAAUGGACCUAAUAAUUAAACUAAACUUAUAUUUGUAACUUUAUCUUGCAUAAUUUUCAUAUUAUAAACUUUGCGUGGCCUCGCGGGCGUAGCGCUGAAUACGUCAGUUUUAAUAAUAAAUCGUUUGCCUAACAUUGACUCGGCUGGUCCCGCAGCCAGCUGUAAGUUAACUUACUCUCGUUGUUUCUUCAUUCAUCAAAGCUUUAUCCAGCUCGUAUCUGGACUCUUUCAGCUUUCCACGAAACUCGCCUAUUUGUCUCUUUAUUUUUUCCGUCCUUGUUCACUGUAUCCCUGCGGCCUCCUCCAGCUUUUGAUAUUCUGGACAGGAUUGGGUCGCCACCCCUUGUCACAGUGCCAUGGCUGACAGCAGCAUAGUUACUUUGGGGACGGGCCGUAGCCUGCUGGUGGACUGCUCCGUAUUUGACUCCCGGAUGGCGGAAACCUCCAAGGAGCAGUUUUUUAUUGAGGAGUCGCAGGAUGUUUUGCCUCGAGUUGAGACCAGGGUGGUGUUGGUGGGCGAGGCCGGCAAUAUCGCAGAACUUGAGAAAGCUGUAGAGGCCAUCACAAUAAUGGAAGUCCCGGUGGUUAAGAUUAAGGAAGGCCUGCCGGGCACUGAGGCGCGUGAGAAAUUGAUAAAAUCUAUAGUCAAUAUGGAUAUAAACACCCCCUGUAUCAAAACCGACAAUGUCAAAGAAUUUGGCGACGGGGAGAAUUGCGAGUUCGAGAACGUGUUUGUGCUGAAAGACUUCCGGGCUCCAGAAUACAGCUACUUGUACAAGAAUGACAGCCGUAUCCUGGGGCCUCCGGCGGUGAUGUACUGCGCCAGCAAGGGAGAGCCUCUGCCGUUUUCCUCACGGCCUCUCUACUCAAUGACCAUGCUGAACUUAUCUCUGUGCUUCACUGGUUUCCGUAAAAAAGAUGAAGUGGUUAACCUCGUCAAUCUGGUCCAUCACAUGGGCGGGGCAAUCCGAAAAGACUUUGACAGCGCUAAAGUCACACACCUCAUCGCCCAUUCCACACACGGUGAAAAGUACAGGCUGGCGGUGUGCAUGGGCACACCCAUCCUUACCCCUGAGUGGAUACGCAAGGCUUGGGAGCACAGAAAUGACAUCAAUUUCCACGCAAGCAACGAGGAUUUCCGCACCGAGUUCAAAGUUCCUCCGUUCCAGGAUUGUGUGCUGAGCUUUCUGGGUUUCUCAGAGGAGGAUAAAACAAACAUGGAGGAAAGGACACAGAAACAUGGUGGUCGGUUUCAGGCAGUGUGUGAUGAAAAAUGCACACACUUGGUUGUUGAAGAGAACUCCAUUAAGGAAUUGCCCUUUACCCCCCCGAAACGGCUGUAUGUAGUGAAGCAGGAGUGGUUUUGGGGAAGCAUACAGAUGGAUGCCCGUGCCGGCGAAUCAAUGUACUCUUAUGAAAAGCCAGAGAGCCCUGCGAUGAAAAAAGCGGUAUCUCUGCUGUCUCUCACGACGCCCAACAGUGGCAGGAAGCGUCGGCGUCUCCGAGAAACAUUGGCUCAACUCACUAAAGAAACAGAGAUUUCCCCUUUCCCCCCACGCAAGAGACCGUCGGCAGAACAUUCCCUCUCCAUGGGCUCCCUGCUUGACAUUUCCAACACACCUGACACCUGCAAAUCCGGUGGAGAACGCAGGUACAGGAGAAGCAGCAGCAGUAGGAGGAGGAGGAGUGUGAGGAAGAGUAGAGCAGAGGAUGCACAGCAGCGCACCAGCACUCCUGUGUGCGGACUGGAACACCAGACAGACAAUAUCAAACCUCCCAAGAGCUCAACACCUUCGCUGCCCAAGCAGUCAGCAAGAUGGCAAGUCUCCAAAGAGCUCUACCAAACCGAGAGCAACUACGUUGAUAUCCUGGCCACGGUCCUGCAGCUCUUCAAAUACCCGCUGGAGAAAGAAGGGCAGGUGGGCGGCCCGAUCCUGGCUCAGGAGGAGUUCAAGACCAUCUUUAGCAGUAUUCCAGACAUCUAUGAAGUGCACACCAGAAUAAAGGCGGAUCUGGAGCGGUUGGUGAUGAACUGGUCUGAAGAGAAGAGCGUCGGAGACAUUAUCCUGAAAUAUUCUAAAGACCUGGUGAAGGCGUACCCGCCAUUUGUCAACUUCUUUGAGAUGAGCAAAGAGACCAUAGUGAGAUGUGAGAGGCAGAAGCCGAGGUUUCACGCGUUCCUGAAGAUUAAUCAGGCUAAACCCGAAUGUGGCCGGCAGACCCUCGUCGAGCUUUUGAUCCGUCCUGUCCAGAGACUGCCGAGUGUGGCUCUCUUGCUGAAUGAUAUAAGAAAACACACAUCAGAUGACAACCCAGAUAAAGUGACCCUGGAAAAGGCCAUCGAGUCUCUCAAGGAAGUCAUGACGCACAUAAAUGAGGACAAGAGGAAAACAGAAGGACAGAAGCAGAUCUUUGAUGUUGUUUAUGAAGUGGACGGAUGCCCUGCCAAUCUGUUGUCGUCACACCGGAGUCUGGUUCACAGGGUGGAGACCAUCGCUCUUGGAGACAAACCCUGUGACAGGGGAGAACACGUCACACUCUUCCUCUUUAAUGAUUGUUUGGAGAUUGCCAGGAAGAGGCACAAAGUAAUAACCACGUUCAGGAGUCCGUUGGGUCAGACACGGCCGCCGGCCCAGCUUAAACACAUAGCCCUGAUGCCUCUGUCUCAGAUCAGGAGAGUUCUGGACAUCCAGGACUCUGAGGAGUGUCAUAACGCCUUCGCCCUUGUGGUACGUCCUCCUACGGAACAGGAGAACUUGUUAUUCAGCUUCCAACUGAUGGCCGAAGACACCCUCAAAUCUGCCUGGCUCAAGACUCUGUGCCGUCAAGUGGCCAACACGAUCUGCCGAGCUGAUAUGGAAGAUCUCAUUCAGAGCGCCGAUCCUGAAUCCGUCCAAGUGAACACGAAGGACAUGGACAGCACGCUGAGCCGAGCAUCCCGGGCCAUCAAAAAGACGUCAAAGAAGGUCACUAGAGCUUUCUCCUUCACUAAGACCCCUAAGCGCGUGCUUCAGAGGGCGUUUAUGGCCAAUGGUACCCCAGAUGAGAAGAGUCCUGGCCUGGAUGGCAGUCACAUGGGACGAAUGGGAAGCAGCUCCACAUUGUCUAUGUCUCGUUCUGCCUCUACGUUCAGUCUGACCGGCUCUAUUAAAAGUGCAGUGGUUCAGCGGUCAAACUCUCUGGAUCAUGCCCCGAGGCUCCGAGUCCCUGUGUGUGUCCGUACACCUUGUAGUCCAGAGAGGGCUUGUGAACCAGCACCUCCCGAGACCCUGCCCAGACCGUCCAUCCUCUUGCUUCCGGCACCCGAGCCCAUAGCUCAGCCGGGGGAUGGCAGGGAGCUGUUGGCGCCCACGCAGCCUCAACGCAGGGUCCACGGUCCCCCGCGGAGGGAGACCCUACUGUAGGACUCUUAAAAGCGGUUCAUUCCCCGUCCAUGAUCAACCUCUCCUCUGCGUUUGAGAGGAAGUACCACACCUUCAGCCGAUCCACAACUCACCUGUUCUAAAUUCUUGUGUAGCUAUAGUUCUCUCCAGUAUUACAAAUCACCUUCUACACAAUUCUACAAUAUCUGCCUCCCCAGGUUUAAUUCUCAGGUUCAGAAGUUCUCUGCAACCCACUAAAUGAAGGAUGUCAUUGUCUGAGCACAAGAUACAAUAAUAACUGACUUUUAUUAGAGGAGUAGACUUUUCACUCGGUUAUUAAAACCGCUUAAAGUAUUUCUUGAACUUGUAUCCGUUAGGGCCUUAAUCUAAACAAAUCUAGUUUCCAGCUUUUAUAAAGCUAUAGACGUCUGUACUUUGCAUUUAAGUGAGAAAUGCAUAGAGCUGCCAUACCAUGGGCGGGUUCAUAACACGGCCUUGCACGAUUGCAUACUUUUUAGAAGUGAUUUUUAAUGUUGAUUCAUGGGUGUCGGUUUUCUAAAAUGCAAAAGAGUCUCGCAUGCAGGUUGGCGUAUUUAUUUUCCAGAAUCACAAUUUAUGAGUAGUUUAUGUAAUUCCUGUACCUCUUCUUUCUGUCUGUAUUUAUGUGUAAAUAUUUUUCUUUUUGAUUUGCUUCACUAAUAUUUGUUCGUCCUGGUUUGGUUGUACCUUAGUAGUCUCUGCACUUGUGUCAACAAACACUUAUUCAUGUAUAAAGCAAGUUUCACUUCUGUUUUGUUCAGGAUUGACAUAUCUGAUUCCAUAAACGGAGUGGGCUGGUUUUAUGUUCUUGGUCUGACUACUUUUAAAGAUGACUUCAUUUAUUCCUUAUCAAUAAAAGAAGCAAAAGCCUU
Molecule: messenger RNA, 4310 nt
Organism: Triplophysa dalaica
Lineage: Eukaryota; Metazoa; Chordata; Actinopteri; Cypriniformes; Nemacheilidae
Gene: ect2
Product: epithelial cell transforming 2
Exons: 27
Coding region: 394-3441 (1015 amino acids)
Biological process (GO): activation of GTPase activity; intracellular signal transduction; nervous system development
Cellular component (GO): nucleus; cell cortex
Molecular function (GO): guanyl-nucleotide exchange factor activity; GTPase activator activity
Source: RefSeq, a predicted model, not a curated record